Molecule: messenger RNA, 3490 nt
Organism: Gordionus sp. m RMFG-2023
Lineage: Eukaryota; Metazoa; Nematomorpha; Gordioida; Chordodea; Parachordodidae
Exons: 2
Coding region: 1586-3490 (634 amino acids)
Source: RefSeq, a predicted model, not a curated record
AUUAUUUCAUUUGAUCAUCCAUUAAUUAAUAAAGUGUUCACGCCAAUGAAGGCACUAUAAACUUUUUGAUAACGAAAAUGUAGAAUGCAAAACACUAAAUCAAAAUAACUAUCGACAUCUAACAUAGAUAUUAUUCUGACUUCAUCAUACUUCAAUUCCUUCAAAUUAUCAUUCAUAAUUAAAUAUAUCAUAUGUGUAAUUCACAUUACACCCUAUUUCAUAAAAAUGGUUAAUUAUUUCAAAAUAACCACCUACGCCUGAUUAAUCUAACGAUAAAACUACAACUACUGCCAACACUACAACCACUACCAACACUAUAACCACUGCCAACACAACAACCACUGCCAACACUACAACCACUGCCAACACUACAAUUACUGCCAACACUACAACCACUGCCAAUACCACAACCUGACAUAAAAAUGAUUUUAUCAUCCAAAAUAUUCAGUCCUCUUUCAUAAUUUUGCAUCAAUGAAUUCUAUACAAUUCCAAUAUAUCAAAAUUUAAUUGUAGAUUAAUGAUACAAAAAAUUUAAUUCUUUUAUAUUAUUCCCAACAAAACACUCUACAUUAUCAAUUCUAUCAUUCUUACCAAUCUUUACAAUUUACCCUUAUUUAUACCAAAAACUGUUGACUAAUAUAAAAUUGUCAUCCAAACAUUUUAUUUAAAUGUACAAAACACAAUCAAUAUCCUUUGUAUCAUCAUGUUGCCACCCAACCUUAUAAAAUUAAAUCCAGCAAUAUGUUAACAAUUUAAUAAGUGGAUCUCAGCAAGAUAUCCAAUUUCAAAAUAAACAAAUUGCAAGCUUAGAAAAAUCAUAAAAGCUACGCCUGAUUAAUCUAACAAUAAAACUACAACUACUGCCAACACUACAACCACUGCCAACACUACAAUCACUGCCAACACUAUAACCACUGCCAACACCACAACCACUGCCAACACUACAACCACUGCCAACACUACAACCACUGCCAACACUACAACCACUGCCAACACUACAACCACUGCCAACACUACAACCACUGCCAACACUACAACCACUGCCAAUACCACAACCUGACAUAAAAAUGAUUUUAUCCAAAAUAUUCAGUCCUCUUUCAUAAUUUUGCAUCAAUGAAUUCUAUACAAUUCCAAUAUAUCAAAAUUUAAUUGUAGAUUAAUGAUACAAAAAAUUUAAUUCUUUUAUAUUAUUCCCAACAAAACACUCUACAUUAUCAAUUCUAUCAUUCUUACCAAUCUUUACAAUUUACCCUUAUUUAUACCAAAAACUGUUGACUAAUAUAAAAUUGUCAUCCAAACAUUUUAUUUAAAUGCACAAAACACAAUCAAUAUUCACACUUGAAAAGGAUAAGACAUUUAAUCUCUUAUCUAAUUAUACUAUUGAUUCAAAUCCUUUAAAGCAAGCUAAUAUUGCUAUAAAAGCAGAAAGAGAAACUGAAUAUUUUACAAAAAAUAAAAUAAUUGCCAACAGAAAAUAAUAACUCAUUAAACUUCCUUAAUAUACCAACCCACAAGAAACCCAUAUUUGAAGAUAAAAAUAAUAUCCAACAUUUUCACUCUUAAACUGAUAAAAAAAUUUUAAUUCAUGAGCUUACCAGACCUCAGCACAGCUUCUACCAAAUCUAACUGCCCUUUAUGUAAUAAACUCGUUAAAGUAACCAAAUUGGGGCUAUUGCCAUCUCAUCGAAACCAGAAGAUAAAAUGUCCUCAAUCUGGGUUUCCCAUCUUAUCACCAGCUAUCCCUCGAACCCUAAAUGCCUUUUCUGCCCUUGCCCUCGCACAACCUAUAGUUACCAUUCCCACGUUGACUGAUGUGCCUACUAGCCCAAUAGUCCCCACCUCAACCGCCGGAAAUGCUCUCACUUUCAAUCCAACCGACUCCACAGAUGUAGAAAUAUUUCUAGUCAUACCAAAACCAUUUGUGAUUUCACGUAUACCUAAGGGAGCAAGACUUCAAGUUGCCAAACACCUCUCAAAGAACUUGACUUCCUUGAUAAAUAAUUAUUCUUCCAUAAAACACUGGCUAGACACCCUGUCAUUUGCCUUUACUACCUUGCAAGUUCCUGAUCCUGCCAGUAAAAAAUCUCUGACACAGCAAAUCAAGGAUGCUACUAUCUACCCCUUACCCAUCAAUCACUUUUCCACAUCUUUUAAAGGUGAUGACACUGAUAAAAAUAAAAAUCACAAAAAUGACCUACUCAUCAAGGCCAAGCUUAUAUCUAAAAAGCUGGAUAACCUGAAUGUUAAAUCCGCCAUACGACUGGCAACAGUGGGUAAAGACAAGUCCUUUGUCAAGUUCUUCGCCGACACUCUACUAGAGAUAUCCCUUAUGCGCGGUACACUAUCUCGCCUCCCAGCCCACCAAGCGUUCUUUCUAUUAAAGAACUACCUCCUAAUCCCAAAAAUUCUAUAUACACUCCGAUCGUCACGUAUCUUCCAAUACGACGUCAACCUCGCUGCACACGAGCUAGAGAUUAAAUACCUUACAGAGGAUAUACUCAAUCUCAAAUUCGGAGACCUAUCUUGGCUACAAGCUACCUUGCCAACCAAAUCCGGCGGCAUUGGCAUACGAUCGCCUUCCCUACUCUCUGUUAGUGCGUUCAUAUCCUCUCGCCUGUCCUGCGAGCCCAUCAUACACGCACUUACAAAACAUCCUGACCCUUUACUUCCCCAGGCAAUUGAUCUAUGGAAAUCUCUUUCAUUAGUCGAUCCUCCCUCAUCGACACUGCAGAAGGACUGGGAUAAGCCUCUAAUUGGCAACUCCGUUGCAUACCUUAAAUCAUGGAGCCAACCCGAGGACCAUUCUCUACUCUUCUUUAUUUCCGCAGACAGCGGGUAUGAAUUUCUCGAAGCUUUUCCAUCGCGAAACCUUGACCAGCUCCUAAGCAAUGAUGAGCUACGUCACGCCAUCGGUCUAAGACUUAAUUGUAAUAUGGUAAUACCCUAUCACUGCAUCCUUUGUCAAAUGCCAGUCAACUCCAAAGGCCGUCACUCUUUACACUGCAAGCGCUGUAGAGGCAGAUUCAUUAGACAUUCAAAAUGCAAUGAUACUAUUGCCAGGGCCCUAAAAUAUGCCGGUAUCCCAUCAACCCUAGAACCCACUGGACUCUACAAUUCUGAUGGUAAGCGUCCCGAUGGCUCUACCAUGAUCCCUUGGAAGAGGGGGGAAUUUCUAACCUGGGAUUUCUCAUGCAUCGAUCCCCUUGCCCCUUCCAAUAUAAAUAGAGAUGCUCUAGUAGACGCCGAGACGAAUAAACUCGCUAAAUAUUCGCCAUCGCUUCCGGCCAAUUACACAUUCCUACCACUAAUCGCCACGACUCUAACAUCGUUCGGCUCUCACGCCCUUGCCUUCUUUAAAGAGCUGGGGAAACGGAUCUCUACUAGGACCGAAGAUCCCAACGAGGGUUACUACCUACGCCAAAGAUUAGCCCUCAAUAUAAUAAAAUCCAAUUACCUCAGCUUCAUAUUCUCAAUGACUGAUACCUCCUAA